This is a messenger RNA of Ailuropoda melanoleuca (giant panda), 2172 nucleotides long. RefSeq names its product debranching RNA lariats 1 (gene DBR1). Gene Ontology annotation, molecular function: RNA lariat debranching enzyme activity. Gene Ontology annotation, biological process: mRNA splicing, via spliceosome. The record is from RefSeq and is a predicted model, not a curated record. Gene Ontology annotation, cellular component: nucleus. The coding region runs from base 149 to 1783 and encodes 544 amino acids. NCBI's taxonomy places the organism in Eukaryota, Metazoa, Chordata, Mammalia, Carnivora, Ursidae. The transcript has 8 exons.
AGUGAAUUCUAUUUCGGGCGUCUUUUCGAGGGGUGGGCUCAUUCAGUGUUGGCGGGAGCCGAGCGAUCUGUCUGCUCUUUGCUGGCCAGCCUGGGCUGCCUCUGGUGUAGGGGCUUGCGGGCAGCGCUCCCCGCCUCGAGCCGGCAGGAUGCGGGUGGCUGUGGCCGGCUGCUGCCACGGCGAGCUGGACAAGAUCUAUGAGACGCUGGCGCUGGCGGAGAAGCGCGGCCCCGGGCCAAUAGAUCUUCUGCUCUGCUGCGGCGACUUCCAGGCGGUGCGCAACGAGGCCGACUUGCGUUGCAUGGCCGUCCCGCCCAAGUACCGCCACAUGCAGACCUUCUACAGGUAUUACUCUGGAGAGAAAAAGGCUCCAGUUCUCACGAUCUUCAUUGGGGGAAACCAUGAAGCUUCAAAUCAUUUGCAAGAGUUACCCUAUGGUGGCUGGGUGGCGCCAAACAUUUAUUAUUUAGGUUUGGCUGGUGUAGUAAAAUACCGAGGUGUAAGGAUUGGUGGCAUCUCUGGUAUCUUUAAAUCUCAUGACUAUCGAAAAGGUCAUUUUGAGUGCCCCCCUUAUAAUCCAGCUACAAUAAGGAGUAUAUAUCAUGUGAGAAAUAUUGAAGUCUAUAAAUUAAAACAGCUGAAGCAGCCUAUGGACAUAUUCUUAUCUCACGAUUGGCCAAGAAAGAUCUAUCAUUAUGGAAAUAAGCAGCAGCUUCUUAAGACUAAAUCUUUUUUCCGACAAGAAGUGGAAAAUAACACACUGGGAAGUCCUGCUGCCUCAGAGCUCUUAGAGCACUUCAAGCCCACGUACUGGUUUUCCGCACACCUUCACGUGAAGUUUGCAGCCUUGAUGCAGCAUCAGGUCAAGGAUAAAGGACAGACAGCCAAAGCAACCAAAUUUUUAGCCUUGGACAAAUGCCUACCACAUAGAGACUUUCUUCAGGUAAUAGAAAUAGAACAUGACCCCAGUGCUCCUGAGUACUUAGAGUAUGACAUUGAAUGGCUCACUGUUCUCAGGGCUACUGAUGAUCUUAUUAAUGUGACUGAGCGCCAGUGGAAUAUGCCUGAAAAUAAUGGCCUGCAUACAAGGUGGGAUUAUAGUGCAACAGAAGAAGCUAUGAACAAAGUAUUGGAAAUAAUGAAUCAUGACCUCAAAGUUCCAUGUAACUUUAGCAUAACAGCUGCUUGUUAUGACCCUAGCAAGCCACAGACGCAAAUGCAGUUGGUUCAUAGGAUCAAUCCUCAAACUACUGAAUUUUGUGCCCAACUUGGUGUCACUGACAUGAAUGUCAGGCUUCAGAAGGCCAAGGAAGAACAUCCCUUGUGUGGUGAAUAUGAAGAGCAGGAUGACAUGGAGGGUAGUGACUCUGGAGAAGACCGCAGUGAAUAUAACACAGACACAUCUGCCCUGUCCUCUAUUAAUCCCGAUGAAAUAAUGUUAGAUGAAGAAGAGGAAGAGGAAGAUAGUAUUGUAAGUACGCAUAGUGACAUGAAUACACCGUCUGUAGAACCUUCUUCCGAUCAAGCUUCUGACUUCUCUGCAAGCUUCUCUGAUGUCAGGAUCUUGCCGGGUUCCAUGGUUGUAUCAUCUGAUGAUACUUUGGGUUCUCCAGAUGGCAGAGAGGGGAAACUUGGUGAGGCUGCAGAGUCAGGGGAUGGAAACGACUUAACCGAGUUGCCAUUGAAGAGGCUGAGUGAUGAACAUGAACCUGAACAAAGAAAGAAAAUUAAGAGGAGGAAUCAAGCCAUCUACGCUGCAGUGGAUGAUGACGAUGCAGCAUAAGACAAUUUACUUGUCUUAGUAUUAUAUGUAGAUAUGUGAUUUUUGAGACCAUAUUUUUAGAGUUGGAUUUUUGACUCAAGAUUUAACUUUGUAAUAAUGAAGUUACUUAAGAGAAUUUUAGUUAGGUAUUGACUUUGUCUUUAGUCCUUUGUAUAUUUCAGAUAAAAAUAUUAAAAUUUCAUAUAUUUACUUGAUCGAGUACCUUUUUUUGAAGAUGUGUAUUAUUCACUUUCAUUUUUUUCAGCAAGCACUUACUAAAUACCUACUUUGUACCAGGCACUCUUCUGUAAGAUGGCACUAUAAAGACGAGUAAGACAGGGAUUUUUACCUUUAAGGAGUUACUACCACUGUGAAUAUUUUGGUGUAUAAAAUAUGGCAUAUUUAUAUUU